UGUAAGUGUCGCACCUUUCUCUGAGAGUCUGUUAUCAGCACGCCGUUGUAUGAAUUCGAUUUAUUUAAUUUCUUUUCUUUUCUAAAAUCCGUAUUAAUUUAAUUAGUUUUAACCGAGGUCUGUUAAACUCAGAUAACCUAGUUUUAUCCCAGUAAGGUCUUUUAAUUAGAAUUAUAGAUAUGGCUACUGAUAGCUGGGCCCAGGCUGUGGAUCAACAAGAGGCUGCAGCUGUGUCGAUAAGCAACCUUCAGCUGAAUGAUAAAGAAAAAGAGAAGGAGAAAGUAAAGGAACAGCAGAAAGCCGUCGAACCAACAGCAGAGGAAAAUGGUGCAAGAGCAGAGGGAGCAAAAGGAGAUAAAAGUGAAGAGGAGGAAAAGGAUGACACAGCGGCUCAAUCACUUUUAAACAAGUUGAUACGAAGCAAUCUAGUCAACACCACCAACCAAGUGGAAGUUCUCCAGAGGGAUCCAACCUCUCCACUUUACUCAGUCAGAUCAUUCGAGGAGCUGCGAUUAAAACCUCAGCUGCUGCAGGGUGUUUACGCCAUGGGCUUCAACAGACCCUCCAAAAUUCAAGAAAACGCCUUGCCCAUGAUGCUUGCUGAACCCCCACAGAAUCUCAUAGCUCAGUCCCAGUCAGGUACUGGUAAGACUGCUGCUUUUGUCCUGGCAAUGCUUAGUCACGUAGAUCCCAACAACAAAUAUCCUCAGUGCUUGUGUGUGUCACCCACAUAUGAGCUGGCCCUCCAAACUGGCAAGGUCAUCGAGCAGAUGGGCAAAUUUUACCCCGAAGUCCAACUGAUGUACGCAAUCAGAGGAAACAAACUGGACAGAGGCAUGAAGAUCAAGGAGCAGAUUGUGAUCGGUACCCCCGGCACAGUCCUGGACUGGUGUCAAAAGUUCAAAUUUAUCGACCCCAAGAAAAUCAAAGUGUUUGUGUUGGACGAGGCAGAUGUGAUGAUCGCCACACAGGGUCACCAGGACCAGAGCAUCCGCAUCCAGAGGAUGUUGCCCAAAACCAGUCAGAUGCUCCUGUUUUCCGCCACAUUUGAAGAAUCCGUGUGGAACUUUGCAGAGCGCAUCGUCCAAGAUGCAAACAUCAUUAAACUGAAGCGGGAAGAAGAGACGCUCGACACCAUAAAGCAGUACUACGUGGUGUGCAACGAUAGAGAAGAGAAGUUCCAGGCUCUGUGCAACAUCUACGGAGCCAUCACAAUCGCCCAGGCCAUGAUCUUCUGCCACACGAGGAAAACGGCAGGGUGGCUCGCAGGAGAGCUGUCUAAGGAGGGCCAUCAGGUGGCGCUGCUGAGUGGAGAGAUGCAGGUUGAGCAAAGAGCCGCCGUUAUCGAACGAUUCCGCAACGGCAAGGAGAAAGUGCUGGUCACCACAAACGUCUGCGCCAGAGGUAUCGACGUGGAGCAGGUUUCUGUCGUCAUCAACUUUGAUUUACCAGUGGACAAAGACGGAAACCCCGACAACGAGACGUACCUGCACAGGAUCGGACGCACCGGUCGAUUCGGCAAGAGGGGGAUCGCGAUCAACAUGGUGGACAGCAGGCACAGCAUGAACGUCCUAAACCGCAUUCAGGAACACUUCAAUAAGAAAAUCGAGAAGCUGGACACGGACGAUCUGGAUGAAAUCGAGAAGAUAGCGAACUGAGGAGAGGAACUCACUCCUUCAGCAUCACUGUGUUUGAGCGAUGGUUGCCCUGGACUAGAACUAUGCCAAGCACGUUUACAUUUUAACAUUUAGUAUUAUUUCACUCUUUGUACUUCUUAAUAAACUCCGAAUGUGUCGUGAUUCUGUUGUGUGAGUGAAUAUUGAAAGUGAAUUUUAUUUGGAUGGGUUGUACUUGUGGCCGCUUACAUAUUUUUUUCCUGCUGUGUAUUUAUAUGAAAUUCUGAUUGGAGAAACUUAAGAAACUGGGUUUUAUCUAGUGUCUUCAAGCUUGUACACAGUGUUCAUUAUUACAGUUUUUACUUCCUAUUGAUCUAUUUAAACACAACUAAAAGUGUGUAUGCGGCAUUAAAAAUGAAUCAAACAUUCACUGAAUGUCAAUCAUGUUUUUCCAAUCUAUACCUCAAACAUCAGUACUCAUAAUACGGACGUUAUUAUGUUAAAUGAAGCUGCCAAAGUGUAAAAGUAAUUAUGCAUAGCCAAAGUCUAGUGCCUGUACUGCUUCACCUAAACGUGAAAUUCUCAGAAUGAUGUAUUGUAAAUAAAUCGCAGUAUUUUUAAGAAGUGAAAAGAGUGAAAUCUUAUAAACAAAUGGAAUUAAAGGGGUUUUAUUAAUGAUAAACGUGUGCAGUGGUGACAGAGUUCUUGGGGUUAUGUUAACAUUGCAGGGUGGAAGAUUUUACGACGUGCACGGCCGUAUGAUUGUAUGACAGCUUUUAUUUUGUGGACUGUUACACUGAGCACCUGUGUGCUACACACAUGCUUCAGGGUCACCAUCCACGCAUGUUGUGUUUUCUGUUAAACCUUAACAGUGCUCAACCCUUUUUAUUUCCAGUACAUCACUGACAUGACAUUA
Molecule: messenger RNA, 2532 nt
Organism: Trichomycterus rosablanca
Lineage: Eukaryota; Metazoa; Chordata; Actinopteri; Siluriformes; Trichomycteridae
Gene: ddx19b
Product: DEAD-box helicase 19b
Exons: 12
Coding region: 180-1658 (492 amino acids)
Biological process (GO): poly(A)+ mRNA export from nucleus
Cellular component (GO): nucleus; cytoplasmic stress granule
Molecular function (GO): ATP binding; RNA helicase activity; RNA binding
Source: RefSeq, a predicted model, not a curated record